Molecule: messenger RNA, 4045 nt
Organism: Cavia porcellus (domestic guinea pig)
Lineage: Eukaryota; Metazoa; Chordata; Mammalia; Rodentia; Caviidae
Gene: Ganab
Product: glucosidase II alpha subunit
Exons: 25
Coding region: 406-3252 (948 amino acids)
Biological process (GO): N-glycan processing; carbohydrate metabolic process
Cellular component (GO): glucosidase II complex
Molecular function (GO): carbohydrate binding; glucan 1,3-alpha-glucosidase activity
Source: RefSeq, a predicted model, not a curated record
ACUGCCCCCUUCUGUAGGGCUUCCUGCCACCUCCGCUCCGCGGGCGCCCCUUGUCUCCCUGUUGGCGACCUGGGCUCCUCAGCCUCCGGCAGUAGAUUGCGCGCGUAGCGGCCUCAGCGCCCAGCUACCAGCUCUGCUUUGGGCCGGAAAGCCGCAGCCGUGCUGCGUUUGGUCGGGCCUCGGCCUUGGGCCCGCGGCGGUCGACCCUACCUCCUGUGGUCUCUGCGGCGGGGUCGUCGGGAGGCGGGAAUAGCGAUGACCCCGCGACCAGGGUCCCUGUCGUCUCUGCCAACCUUGCCCGCGGGUGGUCCGCACGUGGGCCCCGGCCUAGCGCGGCAGAACCAGGGUUCACAGCCGCUGGAGUGACAUGACGCGUAACCGAAAGACUUUGAACACAGGUAUCGAAUGGGUUUGAUGCUGGUGUUUCUAGGGCUCUUUAUGGGGAACGCCCUUGCUGUGGACAGAAGCAACUUUAAGACCUGUGAUGAGAGCUCCUUUUGCAAGCGGCAGCGAAGUCUCCGGCCAGGCCUCUCUCCAUACCGGGCCUUGCUGGACUCUCUGCAGCUCGGGCCUGAUGGCCUCACGGUCCAGCUGGUACACGAGGUCACCAAGGUGGUGCUGGUGCUGGAGCUGCAAGGGCUUCAGAAGAACAUGACUCGGUUCAGGCUGGAUGAGCUGCAGCCUCUGCACCCCCGCUACCGGGUGUCCGAUGUUCUGGUGGCUGACCCCGCACCAGCUCGACUCUCUGUCUCUGGCCGUGAUGACAAUAGUGUGGAGCUGACUGUGGCCGAGGGGCCCUACAAAAUCAUCUUGACUGCGAAGCCCUUCCGCCUUGACCUACUGGAAGGCCGCAGCCUCCUGCUCAGUGUUAAUGCCCGAGGGCUGCUGGAGUUUGAGCACCAGAGGCACCGCAGGGUCCCUUUCUCGGAUAAAGUUAGUCUCACGCUCGGUAGCAUGUGGGAUAAGAUCAAGAACAUUUUCUCUAGGCAAGGAGCCAGAGACCCUGCUGAGGUCGACGGGGCCCAGCCUGAGGCUGCAGCUGGGGAUGGAGACAAGCCAGAGGAGCCAACAGAGAGAGAGGAGCCGGGGGCCUGGGAGGAGACUUUCAAGACUCAUUCCGACAGCAAGCCCUAUGGCCCCACAUCUGUGGGCUUGGACUUCUCUCUGCCGGGCAUGGAGCAUGUGUACGGGAUCCCUGAACACGCAGACAGCCUGCGGCUAAAGGUCACCGAGGGCGGGGAACCAUACCGUCUGUACAACCUGGAUGUGUUCCAGUAUGAGUUAGACAACCCCAUGGCCCUGUAUGGGUCCGUGCCUGUGUUGCUGGCCCACAGUCCUCACCGUGACCUGGGCAUCUUCUGGCUCAAUGCUGCCGAGACCUGGGUUGACAUCUCCUCCAAUACAGCAGGGAAGACCUUGUUUGGGAAAAUGCUGGACUACCUGCAGGGCUCCGGGGAGACCCCUCAGACAGAUGUGCGCUGGAUGUCAGAGAGCGGCAUCAUCGACGUCUUUCUGCUGCUUGGGCCCUCUGUCUUCGAUGUCUUCCGGCAGUACACCAGCCUCACGGGGACCCAGGCAUUGCCCCCGCUCUUCUCCCUUGGCUACCACCAGAGCCGCUGGAACUACCGGGAUGAAGCCGAUGUGCUACAGGUGGACCAGGGCUUUGAUGACCACAAUUUCCCCUGUGAUGUGAUCUGGCUAGACAUUGAACAUGCUGAUGGCAAGCGGUACUUCACCUGGGACCCCAGCCGGUUCCCCCAGCCCCACAGUAUGCUCCAGCACUUGGCCUCCAAGCGGCGGAAGCUGGUGGCCAUCGUGGACCCCCACAUCAAAGUGGACUCUGGCUACCGGGUACAUGAGGAGCUGCGGAACCAGGGCCUGUAUGUGAAGACCCGGGAUGGCUCUGACUACGAGGGCUGGUGCUGGCCAGGCUCUGCUGGGUACCCUGACUUCAUUAAUCCUGCUACGAGGGCCUGGUGGGCCAGCAUGUUCAGCUUUGACAACUACGAGGGCUCCGCUCCCAACCUCUUCAUCUGGAAUGACAUGAACGAACCUUCCGUGUUCAACGGCCCUGAAGUUACCAUGCUCAAGGAUGCCCAGCACUAUGGGGGCUGGGAGCACCGUGACGUCCACAACAUCUAUGGCUUCUAUGUGCACAUGGCGACUGCAGAAGGGCUCAUCCAACGCUCUGGGGGUGUUGAGCGCCCCUUUGUCCUGAGCCGGGCAUUCUUCGCUGGUUCCCAGCGCUUUGGGGCCGUAUGGACAGGGGACAACACUGCUGAGUGGGACCACUUGAAGAUCUCUAUUCCAAUGUGCCUCAGCAUGGGGCUGGUGGGACUGUCCUUCUGUGGGGCGGACGUGGGGGGCUUCUUCAAGAACCCGGACCCUGAGCUGCUCGUGCGCUGGUACCAGAUGGGUGCCUUCCAGCCCUUCUUCCGGGCUCAUGCCCACUUGGACACAGUGCGACGGGAGCCCUGGCUGUUACCAGCUCAGCACCAAGAAGUGAUCCGGGAGGCCUUGGGCCAGCGGUAUUCCCUGCUGCCCUACUGGUACACCCUCUUCUACCGGGCGCACAUCGAAGGCGUUCCCGUCAUGAGGCCCCUGUGGGUGCAGUAUCCUCAGGAUGUGACCACCUUCAGCAUCGAUGACCAGUUCCUGCUGGGGGAUGCCUUGCUGGUUCAUCCUGUGUCGGAUGCUGGGGCCCAUGGUGUGCAGGUCUAUCUGCCUGGUUCUGGGGAGGUGUGGUACAACAUUCAGAGCUACCAGAAGCACCAUGGUCCACAGACCCUGUACCUGCCCGUAACUCUCAGCAGUAUACCGGUGUUCCAGCGAGGAGGGACAGUCGUGCCUCGAUGGAUGCGUGUACGGCGCUCCUCCGACUGCAUGAAGGACGACCCCAUCACCCUCUUUGUUGCCCUUAGCCCCCAGGGCAUGGCCCAAGGUGAGCUCUUCUUGGAUGAUGGGCACUCAUUCAACUACCAAACACGCCAGGAAUUUCUGCUGCGGCGUUUCUCCUUCUCCCAAAACACGCUGGUCUCCAGCUCUGCAGACCUCCGAGGCCACUUUGAGACUCCAGUGUGGAUCGAGCGGGUGGUGAUCAUGGGAGCUGAGAAGCCUGCCACUGUGGUGCUCCAGGUUCCAGGGUCUCCCGAGAGCCAUCUGUCCUUCCAGCACAACACUGAGACCUCCACACUGGUUGUGCGCAAGCCUGGCGUCAGUGUGGCCUCUGACUGGAGCAUUCAGCUGCGAUAACCCAGGGCAGGGGUGGGGGUGGGGGAGUCACCUUCUGCCUUGAGUCUGGCCUGUCCCCGGCCUCACCUUCCCUCUCCUAGACAUCUGGCCCCGACAAAUGGCUGGCCCUGGACUCCGGGCUUCUCUAUGACCUGACCUCCCUGCACUCCCCUUUCCCCACCAUCCUGCUUCUCUGAGGACUUCAGCUGUCCCCUCCUUGUUGAUGCCUUGAAGACACCACUGAGGGUAUGGGCUAAAGGCUCUUCCUCUCCUUUCCUCUGCCCAUCUGGCUGCCCUCUCUCUGUACUGCUUCUCCCUGGCACUGUCCUGCCCGAAGCUGUCCUGGGAUGGCUCACCUGCUGAGGGAGGGAUCUCACCUGCUGAGGGGGCUGGGAUUGCCCUGACAGGCCCCCAUUGGGCUGACAACUGCUCCCUCCCACCUCCUCCUGGCAGAGUGGCUGGGCUCUUCUGGGGCAGUCACUGCUGCCUCUCUGUCCCUGGAGAAAGUGUUUCCACGGCUCCUCAAGUUAAGGAGUGGACAUUAAACUUACUCCUUUAGGGUCCCCUUGGAGUGUUCAAGAUGGAGAAAUUGGUUGUGGCUUGAUGGAAUCAUGGUCACCUGUAUUUAUUGCUGUGGGAAGAUGGGGUGGGGGAGAGGAUCAUGUGUGCCCAGGUUUGGCCUGAAGCCCGGGUGGGUGUUGGGAGGAUUAAUGGGGAAACAGGGUGGGGGCUGGGGGAUUUUUUUUUAACCUCUUUGGCCCCAACUGUGACAGGUUUUGAUAAAAGAAACAAUAAAGAGAUAAACUACACAAAA